Chelonus insularis is the source of this 2175-nucleotide messenger RNA. It is a transcript of the gene Atu, whose product is annotated as Another transcription unit. NCBI's taxonomy places the organism in Eukaryota, Metazoa, Arthropoda, Insecta, Hymenoptera, Braconidae. The record is from RefSeq and is a predicted model, not a curated record. Bases 136 to 2052 code for a protein of 638 amino acids. The transcript has 2 exons. Gene Ontology annotation, molecular function: RNA polymerase II C-terminal domain phosphoserine binding. Gene Ontology annotation, cellular component: nucleus; Cdc73/Paf1 complex. Gene Ontology annotation, biological process: positive regulation of transcription elongation by RNA polymerase II; transcription elongation by RNA polymerase II.
UUUAAAAAUUCAAGCCGUAAAUGUUCCUCUGUGUUACAAUCUAACCUCUUUAUUGAUGUACAUAUCGUUAUAUGUAGUGUUAUAAAAUACUUACAUUUCUAAAGUGUUAAAUUAUACAUUUAUAAUAAAAUAAAAAUGUCGGAAAGUCCGCGAUCUCGUACGUCACUCACUCAAUCUCCAGCUAGAUCAUAUUCUAGUCGAUCUAGUACAGGAUCACGUUCUAGAAGUGGUAGCCCAAGGUCUGCUCGUUCUGAUAGCGUUCAAUCACAGAAAUCAACUCGAUCUAGGUCUAGAUCAAAGUCUAGGUCUAGAUCGAAAUCAAGGUCCAGAUCAAAAUCAGUAUCUAGAUCAAAAUCGAGAUCUAGGUCUAGAUCACCAGCAGAAAGUGUAAAGUCUCAAUCUAGUGAAAAGUCACAUAGGUCACGUUCAACUUCAAAAUCACCAGAUAGGAAAUCAAAGUCAAAAUCGGCAUCACCAGUUUCUAAUGCUUCACAUUCUCCUAGAAGUAACCGAUCAGAAGGACGUACAUCUCGUAGCAGUCGCAAAUCAACUACUCCAGGGUCUCCAAAAAGUAAUAGAUCUCGUAGUGGAACUCCUGAUAGUCGAAGAUCUAGAAGCGGGUCUCCAAAAAGUGGUAGAUCAGUAUCAGGAUCUCCUGCAAAUACUAAAGAUGAUGACAGAUCUUCAAGUCACAAAGCUGAUGAACACAUGAAAUCGGAUGAUAGUGAUGCAGAAGAUGAAAAAAGAAAACGAGAAGGAAGUGGAUCAGAUUCUGAUGCACAACAAAAUACCAAAAAACUUAGGCAAAAUUUAAUUGAUUCUGAUUCUGAUGAUGAACCAGUAGCUAAAAAAGAUAAUGAAGAAAAACCAACAGCAGAUGCUUUGUUUGGGGAUGCUAGUGAUAUUAGUACAGAUGAUGAAAAAGAUAAACAAGAUGAAGAAGUUGCUAAACCACGUGAGCGAAGCCGGAGUCGAAGUAGUCGAAGUAGUAGAAGUAAAAGCCGAAGUAGAAGUAGAAGUAGAAGCAGAGGAAGAUCAGAAAGUGAAGGAAGGUCAGGUCAUGAUGAGGUUGCAGUUGGUGAUCAAGAAGAAGAAGAAAAAGAAAAAGAAGAUGAACCUGAACCACCACCAGAAACAAGAAUUGAUGUUGAAAUUCCUAAAAUUACAACUGAUUUAGGUAGAGAAAUUCAUUUUGUUAAACUACCCAACUUUUUGUCUGUUGAAACUAGACCAUUCGAUCAUGAAACUUAUGAAGAUGAAAUAGACGAAGAAGAAACACUUGAUGAAGAAGGUCGAGCACGUCUAAAACUUAAGGUAGAAAAUACAAUCAGAUGGAAAGAAACUUUUAAUGAAGAUGGAAAAAUUGUUAAAGAAAGUAAUGCAAGAUUUGUUAGAUGGUCUGAUGGAAGCAUGUCAUUACAUUUGGGUGCGGAAAUUUUUGAUGUUUAUAAACAACCACUUCAAGGAGAUCAUAAUCAUUUGUACAUUCGUCAAGGAACUGGUCUUCAAGGCCAAUCAGUAUUUAGAACUAAAUUAACAUUUAGACCUCAUUCAACUGAAUCAUUUACCCAUAGAAAAAUGACAAUGUCUUUAGCUGAUAGGUCGCAAAAGACUUCAGGUAUCAAAGUGUUGUCUCAAGUUGGUAUGAAUCCAGAUCAAAAUAGGUAUGAAAUGAUUAAAAAAGAAGAAGAAAAAUUGAGAAUGGCCAUGAGAGUUCAAAGUAAACCUAAAAAGGGUACUGGGAGUGGACGAGCACCAGGAAGACCAACUGGAUAUGGAGCUGAUGCUUAUCAUGAUGAUGGUUCUGAUGAUGAAGGAGCUAUUUCACUUGCUGCGAUCAAAAAUAAAUACAAAAAAAAUGCUGGAGCACCUUCGAAAGCAUCAAAUAUAUAUUCAUCUGAUGAGGAAGGAUCAGAUUUUGAAACCACUCGACCUAAGAAAAGUUUCAAAGGAAAGGUACUUAAAGAUUCAGAUGAAGAAUCUAAUGCUACGUCUAACAGUGGAUCUGAAAGUGAAGGAGGUGAUGGAGCUGCUGAAGAAGGAAGUGAUUAAUUACAAUUUACAAAAUAGUUUUAAUACAAUAAUGUAAUAUUAAUUUUAUUAUCAAUACAAGUUACAGUCAUUUUUUCAUCAAUGUAAAACUAUGACAUUCAUAUUAAUAAAAUAUGCGACACU